This is a messenger RNA of Paramecium octaurelia, 1090 nucleotides long. Lineage: Eukaryota; Ciliophora; Oligohymenophorea; Peniculida; Parameciidae. The record is from the annotation of a GenBank genome assembly.
AUGGAGGCUUUUUUUGAUUUCAGGUAAUCAUCCUCAUCCACUCUAGUUAUUUCGAAGAUCUAAGAAAAAUUUGCUCACGGGAUACUUACAAAGAAAAAUUGAAGCUCUUUCUUUUUAAUCCAUAUAUGGAAUUGAAGGAGCAUCAAGAAACAGUCGAUCUCUUCAUUGAAUAUGUAAUGUAUUUCUCAUCUCAUCUAGGCCGAGUUGUCGCAAGAAUAUGGGAUCACUUUUGAACAUAUGGUCAAUCAUAACAUUGGCAUUAAAGAACCUUAAUUCUACCAUUACUUUUUCAAUAAACUCAAAGAAACAAAUUACAGAAAAGCUCUUUAAUGCAUUCAAAUGGCUAAGCAGUAUUAUUUUAUAUAUAUAAUUAUAAAAUAGAUUCUGCUACUCAAAUUUCGAGUAAAUAGAUAGCAUGAACAAAGAAUUGGAAAACAUCCUACUCUUUCAAUUUGAAUCCUAUUAUCAUUCUCAAAACUACUCCAAAAAACAAAUAGAAGAGAAACUCAAACUAUUUGAACUCAAGUUUUACUAAUCCAAAAACAAGAGAAUCUAAAUUCACAUCGACGAACAAUUCAGAAAAUUGGAUCUCAAAGCUAUCAUCCAUGAAAUUGAGUCAUUCAAAGAAAAUAAGUGCAAUUCCAAUGCAUCCACUCAAAUCCCCAUCUCUCAAUCCUAUCAACAUCUGAACCCUGAAGAAUCUGAUUUCAAUUGUCAACUAGAAUCCAAGGAAUUCAAACUACUCAAACCCAAAUUUCAAAACAAUCGCAACAACCUACAAAUAAUCACUCAAUCCCCUAAUUUCUCUAAUGAUAUUGCUCUUUCAGAAGAAAUCAACAAACUCACCCCAAUCAGUUCCUCCUCCACAUCCAGCAGGUACAUCUUUAAAAUCAACAACAAUUACAACAUCAAAUCCAACCAAUAACAAAAAUUAAUCAUACCCAUACCCACCAUCAAUCAAUAAAUCAGUCCCUUAAAAUAAUUCAGUCGAAUGAAGUACAAAAGCAUCUAGAAGCUCAGACAAUUAAUUUUUGAAGACAAUGUGUAAAGCUCUGUCAAAGAACCAUUAAUAUUUGAAUCACCUUAAUGA